Messenger RNA from Neltuma alba, 2415 nucleotides. Its product is annotated as protein CHUP1, chloroplastic. The coding region runs from base 297 to 2159 and encodes 620 amino acids. Gene Ontology annotation, biological process: protein localization to cortical microtubule cytoskeleton. The record is from RefSeq and is a predicted model, not a curated record. Lineage: Eukaryota; Viridiplantae; Streptophyta; Magnoliopsida; Fabales; Fabaceae. The transcript is spliced from 6 exons. Gene Ontology annotation, cellular component: cortical microtubule.
GAGAGUGACAAACAGAUGCACGCAAUUGUAAGUUUCAGAAUUAGGACUGUUACUCUCAAAAAAUAGCGAAACGUCACCUCCUUCAGCUAGCUUAUUGAAUUGCAGUUUAGCUCUUUGAUCACGAUCAUAUAAAGUGGAAGGUGAAAUAGAAGCUCUGUUAUUGCUUUUUUUGAUGCAGACCUGGGUUGGGUUUUCAGGUUCUUUUCAUGGGAUUGAGAUGAUGGAGGAUGGUGAUGAUGACGAUCCAUGAUCUCUCCUUCUGUCUUGACGAAUAAAACAACCAAGGAUUCUUGAAUAUGACGGUGAGAGGGAAGACAGAUAUAAAUCCAAUUCUACUGAAAGUUGGCGUGGCUUUAGUUUUUUCAGUUGCUGGAUUUCUCUUCUCUCGCCUAAGAACAAGAAGAAUGGAGCCCUCUACUACUCCACCCUCAAGCCGCCCUUCAGGUGGUAGAGAUCAAUGCGAAGAUGGUCUUCAUGUUAUAAAGGCAGCAUCUAUCCCUUGCUUCACUGUUUCGGAUGGAAAUAUUCUGGAUACUCAAGAAGAAACGUGCGUCAGUAAAGUGAUGGUUGAGAAUUCCCCAUCUGGUCUCUCUCCAAGCUGUAAAAGAAGUGGUGAAGAAGAUGAAUUCCUCUUACCUGAGUUUAAUGAUCUUGAGAAGGAGUUAGACUUUGGAGUCACUCUUGUUGGAGAUUCUUAUAAGAAAGAUGAAGAAACACCAAGAUCAAUGGUAGAAUCUCCUAAAGCACACGUAAUUCCACAAAAGGAUGACUAUGAGGAAGAGAUCCUGCGUCUCAGGAGCAAAAUUGAAAUGCUUCAGGAGAGGGAAAAAGAUCUUGAGGUUCAACUGCUUGAGUACUGUGGUCUGAGAGAGCAAGAAAAAGCUGCGAUGGAGCUCCAAAAUCGAUUGAAGAUAACCAUUACAGAGAUGAAGAUGUUAAAUCUAAAGGUUGAGACAUUGCAGUCUGAGAACCUGGCAUUGGAGGCUCAAGUGGCUAAUCAUGCUAAAGUGGAGGCUGAGCUUGAGGCUGCAAAAGCCAAAGUCCAACUGCUCCAGAAGAAACUUAGGCUCGAAGCUGAACAGAAUAGGGAACAGAUCUUAGCCCUUCAAAAAAGAGUUGCUAAGUUGCAAGAGCAAGAAAGAGAAGUUGCUGCUAGUGAUCAAGGUGUUCAAGAAAAACUGCAAAAACUAAAGGAUCUGGAGUCUGAGGCAGAAGAGUUGAGGAAAUCUAAUUUGAGAUUGCAGAUUGAAAAUUCUGAAUUGGCUCAGAGAUUGGAUUCUACUCAGAUCCUUGCGAAUUCUGUUCUGGAAAAACCUGAGGUAGAUGCUUUGAAGGAAGAAAAUGACCGUCUUAGACAACAGAAUGAGGACUUAAUGAAGGAAACUGAGCGACUACAAGCUGAUCGGUGUUUAGAUGUUGAGGAGUUGGUGUAUCUGCGGUGGAUAAAUGCCUGUCUAAGAUAUGAACUGCGGAAUUAUCAACCUCCACCUGGUAAAACGGUAGCAAGGGAUCUGAGCAAAACCUUGAGCCCUGCGUCUGAGAAGAAAGCCAAGCAGCUUAUAUUUGAAUAUGCGACUACUGAUGGCAUAGGGGAAGGAGGAGUUCCCAUGAUAGACUAUGAUUCAGAUCGGUGGUCCUUCCUCUCCCUGGCUUCUUUUCUCACAGACUCUGCAGAGUGUGAUGAUAAUUCUUCUGUUGAUGAUUCAUCUGCUGCCAAAACUAACACCUCAAGCAAGGCUAAAAUUUUCAGAAAGCUUAGACGGUUGCUACGAGGCAAACAUGGCCACGAUCAUCAUCAAGAAGGUAGCGAAUUUUCACAUUUUAGUCCCAGCAUUGUAACAGAAAAUGAUGCUGGAGCUGUAGGUCACUGGAAUGAAUUUGCAACUCCCACUUGGACAUCUAGAACUUCCUUUGAUUCGCAUGGGGCGACAAAGUUAAAGGAGAAAAAGGGGAAAAUGAGGAAUAGCAUUGAAGUAGGAGGAUCAGAGAGAUUCAUUCAUAGCAAGUUAGGUUUGGGAGAUUUAAAAAACCGACUUGGCUCUUUGCCAGAUUCCUUAGACACAGCGAAAGCCGAGUUGGUGAAGUAUGCGGAAGCUUUAAAAGGCCCUGGUGUUAGUGCCCCGGACAAGUUGCAUAAGAGAUCAGCAUCAUAUCUAUAGUUCAUUUUAACUUACAAAAGUAUAGCAGGUCCCUUUUUCAUUUUUCAAACACCUCGUCAUCAAGUGAAGAUUUUGGAUUAACAGGGUAUACAGAAGUAAAUGCUCAUGUAUCAUAUGGGCCGUUAGGAUCUAUUCAGAGGCUAACGGUCUUAUAAAUAAGAGUGUACUCUCAAUCAUGGGUUACCAUGCAUCAUUAUAUACCAAUAUUAAUCUGGGAGUUCAGAGGAAAUAAUAAGCUCCCUUUUUGAGCAUAAAA